AUGAGCCAAGUAAGCAAAACAACACUUGCACAAGAGGCGAUUCCGAAGACUCCCUCUACUCCUGGUUCUUUUGAUCGACAGAUGCAAGCCACAAAACCAUUGAUGGAGAAACGAAGACGAGAGAGAAUGAAUAAGGCGCUGAAUGAAAUGAAAAAUCUUCUCCUUGAAGUCAUGGGCCGCGACGUCACUUGUCACUCGAAGCUUGAAAAAGCAGAUAUUCUAGAGAACGCUGUCGAAUAUCUAAAGACUCUUCGAGCUUUUUACGGGAUGCUGCCUAGCCCACACAUGUACAAUCCACGAGAAGGUGUUCGCCCCCGUCUCCCAGCUCGUCAAAAGUCAGCCUGUCAGCUGAGCACCACUCCGUUUAUCCCCGCCUGUAGAAUUCCCAUGUCACCAAUAAGCCCCGUUUACCCUUACGCUCUUGCUCAAAUGAACCAGAACCCAAAGCGGGCGAAACUUGAACCCGACAUCGAAAAGGCUCUCUUUGCCAACGCCGAAUCCAAUUCCACCGGAACCAAUCCCAACUCUGACUCCGAACCCGAAGUAGAAAUUACUGUCCCAGUCAACCAAACCUUGACCAGGGCUAAAUCAACGAUUGUGCCUAUUUCUAGCGCUACCAUUGGAGUGACUCGCAAGCGUUUCCGCUCGAGCCCUGACAAUGGGCCCUUUCGUCCGUGGAUCACACAAUAA
Molecule: messenger RNA, 690 nt
Organism: Oikopleura dioica
Lineage: Eukaryota; Metazoa; Chordata; Appendicularia; Copelata; Oikopleuridae
Source: the annotation of a GenBank genome assembly